UUGUAAUUUAAACAAAUGAAAAUGACUAAUAAUUAAAAUGGAGUAUCGGCACGCUUGUUUUCCAAGAAACAAGAUUCUUGAUUUUGUAAAUGCAAAACUAAUUAAAACCCUAAUGAAACCUCUCCUAAAACCCUAAAACCUCCCAAAAGACUCCUAAAACAAGUUGCCCUAAUGGCCAUGUCAAGGUCUGGUAUGAUUCUCCGAAGAGCUUUCUCUACAGUUGCUCCUCGUGCCAUUCGUACAAUUCCCUCUCCAAAAAUUCUCUCUGCGGCAGUUAGUAAGAUGGAUAUCUCUUCUUACAAUAAUGCCCACCAUUUCUGUACGGACGCCAAGAAAAACCCACUUCAUCAAAAAAUAGUCUCUGCUUUGAAAACCCAAAUGAAAACCCUAGCCUUGCAGAAAGAUGUAAGUUCUCUUUUAAUAUUUAAAAUUGAUUGAUUGUUUUCGUAUUUCUUUUUUCAAUCCUGAUUUGUUUUUUUGUUUUUCAAAAUCAACCAGAUUCCUCCAGUUCCAGCUGAUUUUCCUUUCGCAAUUAAAGAAUUUGAUUAUGAAUAUUGUUCGGUGAAACUAACAAGGGAGCUUGACGGAGAGACAAUCGAUGUCCGGGCAUCAAUUCCCCAUCGUCUUCGAAAUACCAGCAACACUUAUGAAGACAGAUUACUUACAGAAUCAACGGCUGAUAUUGCGCCACGUGUCAGUCUAACGGUGGACAUCUCCACAGUAAACGGAAAAUUAGAGUUGCGUUUUGAGGUUGAUGCUUCUUAUGAUGAUAUUAGGGUUACUUCCUUCUUGGUGGACGAGGUUGCACCCGAUUCCGAUUCCGAUUCCAAUUCCUAUACCCGUGUUGGAUAUUACGAAGUGAAAGAUGGCAGUGAUUUGCAAUUGGGUUUGAAUGAGUUUGUCGAAACGAGAGGGCUUGAGAAAAAAUAUGCUGAAUUUUUGUUCAAGUACAUAGUCGGGAAUUCCAGCCGGCGCCCCUUGGUUGAGCUGGAAAAACUCGAGAAUUAUUUCAACGAGUGAAGAUCGAUUUGCUUUAUUAAUUGUAGUGAAACUAAAUUAGGUUUCGAACUACUUUCAAUUAUUACUUGUCCGUUUUAUGCUGCCGUUGUUUCGUCUCGUUCAUUAGUUAACUUCAAUUGAUGUUAUGAAAUUUUGUUCAUCACUAUGGCCUUUUGUCGAUCUCCAUAACUUAUUCUGUUGUCAUUAUGCUGAAAAUCCGAAAAUCCCAAAAUAUUUACGGUUUAGUCUUCUAACUUGUCAUGUUUCAAUUUUACACGCAUUAACUUUCAAAAUAUAGUAUUUUUGCAUGAUUUUUUUCUUUAAUUUAUGACGCAACAAGUAAACUAAACAUCCAUAUAAAUAAUUUUUGAUGAGUUUAUAUAUUAGCUGCAUUAUUAAUCCAAAAUUUCAAGGGAUUUGGACCAAAAAUACCAAAUUUGUAAAGUUAUUAAAAGUGAAAUUGAAAAUGAUAAUUUAGAGGACUAAAUUGUUAAAUAGGCCAACAUAAAGGACCACAAUUACAAUUUUCCCACCCACAAAUGUAUAUAUAUACACACAUUGAUUAAUGAGUCUGCCCGCGCUUGUUUUCCAAGAAACAGGCUUCUCGAUUGUGAUUGCAAAUUAUUUAAACCCUUAAAAAUACGAUUGUGAUCAACGACGACGCAAUUGAAAUGUCUUCCAUGAUUCGGAAAGUUUUCUCUACGGUUCUUUCUCGUGCAGUUCGUCCAAUUUCUUCUCCGAGAAUGAUCUCAUCGAGAUCCAUGAUCAAUAGCAAAUUACUCACCGCUACUCGCCGUCGUCACGGCGGCGCAUUUAACCCGAGAAUCCCUUUCUUCAGUUCCCACCACCACUUCUGUACGGAUACCAGGAAGCUACUCGAUUACAAACUCGUCACAACUCUGAAUUCCCAAAUCAAACUGGAGAAAACUGUACGUAAUUUUCUAUAUUCAUCUUCUUCUUCUUCUUCCCCUUUUUUCUAGGUUUUCUCUUUUCUCUUUAGGGUUAUUUUGAUUUUGAUUUUAUUAAUUAAUUAAACAGAUGUAUCCAGUGCCAGCUGAUUUUCCGUUCACGAUCGAAGACGAAGAUCCUAAUUCUUCUGAGAUCAAUCUAACGAGGGAGAUCGAUGGGGAGAGAAUCGACGUCUUGGUACGAAUCGAAGACGACAGUUACGACGGCCGAUCAUGGGAGGAAUAUUCUUCCUCCGAUGAAGAGGCGGAUGAAGAAUCAUCAACGGCUGAUAAUUCGCCAUUUGUUAAGCUAGAUGUGAACAUCUCGAAAGAAGAUCGAAAAAAGUUGGAGUUUCAGAUUUCUGCUUCUUCAGAUGAUAUUAGGAUUAAUCACAUGCUGGUGUGGGACACCUAUUCCGAUUAUCCAUGCGGACCGUAUUUCGUGAAGAGUGGGAGUGAUUUGGAAACUGAUUUGAGGGGGUUUCUUGAAAUAAGAGGGGUUGACAAAAAAUACGUUGACUUUUUGUACAAGUACAUGAGGAGGUCCAGAAGGAACUACAGGCGGCGCCCCGUCGUUGCGUUGGAAAAACUGAAGAAAUUCGUCAAGGAUUGAAGAUUAGUUAGUAGUGGAUUAAUCUUGUUCAUGUUAUAUUCAUUUCUAUGUUGUGAUUUUUUUUUAUUUUUUUUUUCGGAUGGAAUUUCUCGAAAUCGGAGGGAUUAACG
This is a messenger RNA of Erythranthe guttata (spotted monkey flower), 2669 nucleotides long. The record is from RefSeq and is a predicted model, not a curated record. NCBI's taxonomy places the organism in Eukaryota, Viridiplantae, Streptophyta, Magnoliopsida, Lamiales, Phrymaceae.